Molecule: messenger RNA, 1104 nt
Organism: Cotesia congregata
Lineage: Eukaryota; Metazoa; Arthropoda; Insecta; Hymenoptera; Braconidae
Source: the annotation of a GenBank genome assembly
AUGCCUCCUAAGAAAGUCGAGGAGCCAGAACGGAAGCCGCUGAUCGGGCGAGUGGGCACCAACCUAAAGAUCGGAAUCGUCGGGAUUCCCAACGUCGGAAAGUCUACGUUUUUCAACGUCCUCACAAAGACACGUCGCGUUCCAGUUCCUGAUGCGAGGUUCGAUUACCUGUGCGAGUACUACAAACCCGUCAGCAAAGUUCCAGCAUUUUUGAAUGUCGUCGACAUCGCUGGGCUUGUCAAAGGUGCUGCCGAAGGACAGGGAUUAGGAAAUGCUUUUCUAUCGCAUAUCAAUGCUUGUGAUGCGAUCUAUCAUUUAUGCCGAGCUUUUGAAGACGACGAUGUUACCCAUAUCGAAGGCGAAGUCAACCCCGUAAGAGAUCUUGAGAUAAUCUGCGAAGAGUUACGGCUCAAGGAUGUCGAAAUGCUCAAUGGUCAUCUGGAAAAGUUGGAAAAACUAGUCGUACGCGGUAAUGACAAGAAACUUAAGCCUGAAUAUGACACUCUUUUAAAAGUCAAAACAAUUUUGGUAGAAGAAAAACAACAAGUCAGGUUUGCUGAUUGGAGUCUUAAUGAUAUCGACGUGCUCAAUAAAUAUUUGUUUUUGACGUCGAAGCCCGUAAUUUACUUGGUGAAUCUCUCGGAAAAGGAUUAUAUUCACAAAAAUGACCCUGGUGCAACACUGAUACCCUUCAGCGGUGUUUUUGAGAACAAAGUAAUCGAUAUGGACGACGCUGAACGCGCAAAGUACUUUGAGGAAUCCAAAGUUACGAGCGCGCUUGAGAAAAUCAUUGUCCAGGGUUACAAAGCCUUGCAACUGCAAUAUUUCUUCACUGCUGGCCAUGAUGAAGUCAAAGCUUGGUCAAUCCAGAAAGGAACAAAAGCGCCUCAAGCUGCCGGUAGGAUCCACACGGACUUUGAAAAAGGUUUUAUCAUGGCUGAAGUCAUGAAGUUUGAGGACUUUAAAAAUGAAGGCUCCGAAGCUGCAGUCAAGGCAGCAGGAAAAUACAGACAGCAGGGUAGACAUUACGUCGUUGAUGAUGGUGAUAUCAUACUAUUUAAAUUUAACGCCGGCGCUGGACUGAAAGAUCCCAAGAAAAAAUGA